GGGGUAAGAAAAAAAAAGAACAAUGGCAGCCUCAGCCGCGGCCGCAAGAGAAGAAGCAUCAAAGAGCGUGAUCCUACACCAUGGUUCUUCUCCUCCUCCCCAAAAUCCAUACCCGUAUCUUGCUUUCGUCCAUGGCGAAGAAAAAGAAAACCAAACCUUCUACGACGUUACAUCCUCAGAACCCGAAACCGGAUUAUACCCGAAAUCCAUACCCGAAUUCAAGAACGAACCGGAAGUUAUCUCAUCUCAGGGCUGGUUAAUUUUGUAUCACUUGCCGGAGGAGGAAUCGUCGUCACCAAUGGAGUUGGAGCUGCAACUUUUGAAUCCCUUAACUUCAGAAUCCUUUCACCUUCCUCCGCUAACUUUACGGCCAACUAGGUUUUUAAGGGUAAUAUUGACAAAACCACCCACCGACCCUGACAGCGUUAUCCUCGUAUUCGCCACCGGCAGGCCUCAUCCUCCUUGCAUUAUUUUCCGCUAUGUUCAAGAUGAGGAAGAAGCUUGGACCUACAGAUCUUGCGACAAAGAUUUCGAGCUCAUCGAUCCGGAGAAUCCGGGAGUCUGGCAUUGGGAUCUUCGCCCUGUACUCUGCAAGGAUAGGAUCUACGUUCAGAAUUGUCGAUCUGAAAUGGCGGAGAUUGAGAUUGUGAAACCCAGAGAGUUAGUCAUCAGGCCUUUCGAUUGCGACCCUCCUCCCUCUUAUUCUCUAGGAAGCUACCGAUAUAUUACAGAUUGGGCUGAAUGUUGUGGCGACCUUUUUAUGGUCAAAAUUGAGCUUGGGGGAAUGGGUUUUAGCGAACUGAUCAGCGUCACUGUUUUUCAAUUGAAUUUCGUCGAUUUGGUUUGGGAUGUCGUCCACAGUCGUCCCGAUGUUGCUUUUUUCCUGUCUUGGACCGGCGGCCAAGCCAUGGCUUGCCCGAUUGCUUCACCUGAUUCGGACAGAGUAGGGAACCGAGUUUACUUCGUUACCCAGGACGAGGAGAAUAAUUCUAGAUCAUUUUACACAUACCAUAUUGAACGGAAGACACUCUUGGUUUCUUUGUUGAGCAUCACCAAGCUUUUCGGGUCACCACUUUGGAUACACAUUCCGGACGCUCAAGCCAUUGCAAAAGCUAAGCAGGAGUAUCAGACUUAUUGUGAAACAAGAAAGGUAGAAGAACCAGAAAAGCGACUCUCAUUGAUCAGGGGACCAAAAAGAGUUAGCUUAAAAAACAAAGAGGCUGAGGAGGAGAAGGGUGACUCUGCAGUACUAAGAACAAGGUUAGAUGGUCUCCCUGUUGCGCUGUUGGGGAAGAUAAUCUGUUCCCAUUUGGUCAAUCCUGUAGAUUACUUAAGUUUUCGAUCUGUUAGUAAGUUGUAUCGUUCGAUGUUUCCUACAAGCGAGUGGAAAAUCAGAGCAUCAACUCGUGAUCAUUUGGAUUUACAGAGUAAUAGCACUCCUCCCUUUCUACUGACUCCUUCCAUGGUCGAAGGUGUUAGUUACAUGCUAGAUUCCGUCACUCAGAACAUGUACUACAUGAGGCUACCUCAAAUUAAAACCUCUGGGGAGGACUUCAGGAUUGUUUACUCUGCAUAUGGGUGGUUGUUAAUGGCUAAAAAGGUUUAUUCGGAGGAGAGAGGCCACAAGGUACCCCUUCUAAAGUUAUACAAUCCCUUAACAAAGUCUACAAUAUGCUUGCCUGAAUUGCCUGAAAUAAUGAUAAACUUCUUCUUAUCUGCUUCCCCUGCCUCCCCAAACUGCACUGUUUAUGCGAUAUCAACUUGGGAAAGGGUAUUUUAUUCCAUUCGACUAGGAGGAGAUAUGAGCAAUUGGGUCCAAGGAGCUGUAAUCCUAGACCUAGAGAAUGAAGAUAAUUCCGUAACCUAUGCAGAACAAUCCCAUACUUAUGCGGUUUACUUGGAUAGAUGCUUUUACAUUCCAGGUGGAGAUGGAGAACUAAGAGUUUAUAGGUUGGAAGAUUCUGGAAAUUAUGCAUUUACAAUGCAUGAUCUUAAAUUACCAUUUGAAAGCUCGUCUUUGGAGCAAAAUUUUCUGGUGGAAUGUGGCGGAGAUGUUGUUUCGGUGAUGGUCGGAGAAUGUUUUAGAUGGUUGAAAGUCUUCAAACUGAAUCGGUCAGAACUGGGUUGGGAAUGGGAGGAAGUGAAGGACUUGAAGGAUAAGAACUUAUAUUUAUCUACCAUGUCAGCUGUGAUCAGAGAUGCUGAAAUUCCAAAGAUGGGAAACAGGAUUUAUCUUCCAAGAUUCUAUCAAGAUUCAAUUGUGUAUUAUUCUCUUAAUACAUGCAAAUUUCACUGCUCAAACAGUAAGGAAGAUGAGGAAGACGAGGACGCACCGAUGUGUUACAAUGGGUCAGAAGAGCAAUUGUAUUGUUGUUGGUUUGAACCGAGCUGCAAUUAAGAAGUUGUUUAAACACCAUCUAUUCUUCACCCCCAAUAGUUCUUUUCUUUUUCUUUGCUCAAGUUGUUAUAACAUUCCAAUUUGCUGAAGUCGUCAUAUAUGGUGGAUGUUUUGUUCUAUAAUGUUACUGGAAAUUAUACUAAUGAUCCUCAAAAUUUUGAGGAAACCACAAGAAGUACAUUUCUUCUUAAGUUAUACAUGA
This is a messenger RNA of Oldenlandia corymbosa var. corymbosa, 2600 nucleotides long. Lineage: Eukaryota; Viridiplantae; Streptophyta; Magnoliopsida; Gentianales; Rubiaceae. The record is from the annotation of a GenBank genome assembly.